Entamoeba dispar SAW760 is the source of this 1767-nucleotide messenger RNA. RefSeq lists its product as uncharacterized. Lineage: Eukaryota; Evosea; Mastigamoebida; Endamoebidae. Bases 1 to 1767 code for a protein of 588 amino acids. Gene Ontology annotation, biological process: protein dephosphorylation. Gene Ontology annotation, cellular component: protein phosphatase type 2A complex; cytoplasm. Gene Ontology annotation, molecular function: protein phosphatase regulator activity. The record is from RefSeq and is a predicted model, not a curated record. The transcript has 3 exons.
AUGACCAACACUGAAACUGAAUUUAAAGAAUUUAUUGAAUCAAUAAAAACUACAGGACCUAAACGAAAAGCAGCUUAUAAGAGUUUAGGAGAAUUAACGCCAAAACUAUCAUUUGAACAAUUAUUAAUACUUGUACCAUUAUUUCAUGACAGUUUAGGAGAUUCAGAAAAUUCGCAAGUUGUUCAUUUAAUUCAAAAUUUAUUACCUGUAAUAAGAAAACUUUAUGUGUCAGACACUGAAGAAUAUCGAAUUCAAGCAAUGCUUCUUGUUGCUCCAUUAACUGAACUUGUUGUAAAUGGUCCAAAAACAAUUAAAAAAGCAACAGUAAAGUGUUUAAAAAGAGUUAUUCCAAUGUUAAAUGAAACAGAUUUUAGAGGAUAUGUAUAUUCUGUUUCAAAAGCAUUAUUAAUGGAUGAUAGUGAUUGUCAAAAUCAAGUAUUUGGAUUAGUAUUAGUUGAUGCAAUGUUACCACGAUUAACUGAAGAAGAAAAAAUACAAUUAUUAUUACCAAAAUUACCAGACCUUUUAAUGUCUAAAGACCUUUCAUUACGUAAGAAUACAAUUAAAACAUAUUCUUUAUUAUCAACACAAUUACCAGUAGAAUAUGUUGAUGGAAUGAUUGUUCCUGCAAUUGUAUGUGGCGCAAAUGAUAAAGAUUUUAUAGUAAGAAAAAAAGCAUCAGAAUGUAUUACAACAAUAGCAGAAAUAGCUGUUGAUAGUAAAAGUAAUUUGAUUCGACCAUUUUUUUCAUUAGUUCAAGAUGCAAAUAAACCAAAUGCAAUUGUUUCUUUAAAACAAAUACCAAAUUUCCUUCAUAUUAUAGGAAAAGAACUUGCUAAUCAAUAUUCAAAAGAAAUAUUACCAAUUCUUGUUAAUUUAUCAUCUGAUACAGUUCGUUUAUUUCCUGAUGCACCAACAUCAGUUGGGAAAAGUUUAAUAUCAAUUAUUAAUUUUUAUAUGGAAACUGAAUCAGAAAUUGUAUUUACUAUAGUUAAAAAUUUAGCUAAUUCAGGUGCCGUAGGAGCAAGAUAUAGUGUUGGAGUUUGUUUUCAGUUAUUAAUGCCUUACGUAAAAGCAGAAGAUACAAGAGCAUUCUUUUUAGAAUUAUAUGACUCUUUACUUAAAGAUGAAAAAGUAGUCCAAUUAGCUGCUAUUAGUUCAUUAGCAGAUGUUAUUGGAAUUGUUAAUCCUGAAUAUAAAGAACGCUAUAUGAAAUCUUUUAUGAGUUUUAUGGAAGAUCCAUUUUGGAGAGUAAGAUUACAAAUAGCAUCAAGUUUUAGUAGAGUUGUUCAAUCAGUAGGAGAGUCAGUUGAUGUUCAAACAUAUUUAUUUAAAUUAUUAAAUGACCCAAUGGCUGCUACACGGUCUAAAGCAGCAGAAGUUACUGCACAAGUAUAUAUGAUAUCAUCUAAAGAAUUUAAACAAAAAGUAAGAAAUAGUUUUAUUGUUUUAUCUAAAAGAAACUAUCAUAGAAGAAAGGUUAUUAUUGAAUUUAUUAGUUGGAUAUUUGGAGAAGUAAAAUCUAUGGAUGAAGGUUUAUCAAUUUUAGAUAAUUUCUUUAUGCCAUUCUUUUUAUUAUGUGUUGAUGAUCCAGUUCCUAAUGUAAGAAUUCAUUUAUGUCAUGCAAUUUAUUUAAUAUCAUCAAAAUAUCCUAAUUUUAUUCAAAUAAGUAAUGUUCGUGAUUGUUGUUAUCAGUUAAUGGUUGAUGAUGAACAAGAUGUAUCUUCUAUAGCAAAAGAAUUAUUUGAAACUCGAUUAAAAAAUUAA